AUGGAUGAUCAUUCCAAUACAUCCAAUACUAAUGAUCUUCCUUCAGUACGUUCAGCUAAAUUAAUAGGAAAUGUAAAUCGUCAACUUUCAACAUAUAUCGAUAAUACAUCAUCUGCAUCUACAAAUUCAAGAAGUGAAAAGAAACCAGAUAUGCUUAAUGUCGAUACUGGUAAUCUGAUGGUGUCAUCAAAUUAUACUGAAAAUGAUGCUGUACGUAAUUAA
This is a messenger RNA of Rotaria sp. Silwood2, 222 nucleotides long. Lineage: Eukaryota; Metazoa; Rotifera; Eurotatoria; Philodinida; Philodinidae. The record is from the annotation of a GenBank genome assembly.